UCGUUAUUGGGUUGUAUGUCACUGGAUCCCGCAUGCAAGAUGACAAAAGAAGAACGACCAAGGCAUUUGAGCCCCCAAUAAGAUAAGAGAGACCGCAUGCUCGUUGGAAUGCCUGCCCAGACUCAUGAUAUGGACUUUCUUCGUGGCAAUAGCGGGGGUCACUGGCGCCAGAACAAGAGGAGUAUGGCGCGGUUGUUCACACGCGUCGCGCAACUCUACGCCUCGGUCGCAACCACGAGCCAACGAACCUUUCGGACCUCAAGUUGAUACUUUCAGCGUCCAAGCUCUGCUCGUUGAAGAAGAGAGCCCAGAGAUUGAAGAUGUCAGAUACGUGGGAUCUUAUAACUGGUUGGAUGAUAAAGCUCCUGUUAUCCUAGUGCCAGGCUCACCACCAGCAUGGACACCACUCGCAGAAGAUGUCAAACUUGACCGCGACAGCGUACCGGUAUACAGAGACAUCAACGCUGCACGAUAUCCCAAAUGCCCCAUGGAACCUGCGGUCCGCUCGGUGUUAGAAAUGCAAUCACACUCCGAGCUGCCAUCUGUUGAUGUAUUUGGUUGCGGAAAUACUUUGGGAAGCCUGCUGCGAUGUGCUCGCUCUCAAGCAACGCCCUUUCGAUUCGACGUUGUGUUCAUGGUUCGCAGAGGGGAUAGUCCGACUGAAAAGAUCACAGAUCUUCAAGGAUAUGGUCAAAAUUUUCCAGCGGCUUAUACGACUUGGGAUGCGGACGUACGAGGCUCCUGCUCUCACCAGCGAGUAAUAAGCUAUACCCUGGGCGGCAUGCGAUUUUUCGUUCGCUCUGAGACAGACGGGUACGUCAGGACAUCAUCCCAAACGCUUACCCUGUCGACCUCGACUGCCUCUUCCUUGGAAGCUCCCAGUGUAGUAUCCACCGAAGAUGUUCUUGGCAGCAUGAGCGUAGAUACUCGUCAAUUGCAAGAAGGGUCGUUAUUAGAGGUUCGCCAGCAAGGUAUUCCCAUUGCACAAGAGCACAUAUUCGAUAUCAAGACAAAAAGUCGUUGGUAUAAAGAAUAUGGCAUGGAAGGUAUCCUUCCGCGGUUUUGGGUCAACCAGACUCCAAACUUUCUGUUGGCAUACCACCAGGCUGGGCUCUUCUCCGAGCCGGAAGUGGCUCCGAUUCUGGACGAUGUCAAGCUCUGGGAAAAGAAGAACUCUAGCCACCUGGCCCGUUACCACGCUCUCGUCAAGCGCAUUGUAGACGUUGUCAGAGACUCGGAUGGUCAGCAGUUUGAGAUCAGUUGGGAAGGACAAGGCCCUCUACUGAUCACCAAGCAAAUUGCGGCGGGAAGAUUGGCACUUCCGACAGACCUAUUAACACUGUGGGCGGCAUUGUGAUUAGGACCUUACGUUCUUCUCUCCAAUCCAUUUACCAAUCGCAUUUGUACCAG
Mollisia scopiformis is the source of this 1410-nucleotide messenger RNA. RefSeq lists its product as uncharacterized. The transcript has 3 exons. The record is from RefSeq and is a predicted model, not a curated record. NCBI's taxonomy places the organism in Eukaryota, Fungi, Ascomycota, Leotiomycetes, Helotiales, Mollisiaceae. Bases 125 to 1357 code for a protein of 410 amino acids.